AUGUCGGUUUGGACUCCGUUUACCGGUGGGCAGAUGGAGUAUUGGCGUCAAGUGAGAGAAUCCGGGGGUUUCAAUUUGGAAGGUAUCUCAGUACCACGUGGUACAACUGGAUUGAUGUCGUACGACUGUGAACGCGAGGAUGUUAGAUAUCCUUAUCCGGUCUUGGUCGAGCGUUAUGCUAGAUUCGGGCUUCAUCGUUACAAUAUGUGCAAUGCGACAAAUUUGCAGUUCCACCACCUAAAGAAAGUCAGCCUUACAAUGAUUUGUCAGGCCAUUUACUUCAUAACUUUGGCUGCUUGCGAUCCAGCAACUAGCCCCGUGACCCUUGAGCUUGGAGUUGCUGAAGGAUGUCGUAAGCCCGGUCGCAGUUUGAGUUUGACGUGCUUUAUUGCUAGGCCUCUAGGUACCCCUAGUGAGCCGGUCCAACUUCCUAAUACUGAACUGGUGGUGGUGGAUGAUGCCCAAUUGCCUUGUUGGCCGUCAGAUUUCAAUGAUACUCAACGAUUUUACGAGGUCAAGGAAUCAGAGUUGCAAGACAAUGAUUGGAUUCGUCUAAAUUUGGAACUUGCACUUUGUACAAACGAUAGGAACCUUGAAGUUAGCGAUCUGUCCCAGUUGCAGAUUGUCAACGUUUUAAUAGAAGGUAUUCAAGGAAAUGCCACACUCCAAGCCGCAGCUGCUAAUGUCUACAUAACGUUUAAGGGCUUGGCCAUGUCUCGUGUUGGUGAGCUUGGUGAGCAUGUUGUUCGCAAAGUUAUCAUUAGAAGAGCCAUCAAUGAGCUUACUGGAUGCAUGACUCUCCUGGGUGGGUAUGGGUUUUCCAUUGGAGAAGCAACUGAGGAGCGUUUUAUACCUCGCCCAAGCUUCAUAAGUUUGUAUGAAGCAGGUAAUAUCGUCCCUUUCCGGGGUCCUAUGACUGGUCCACCACUGGGGGGCUUUAUCGGGAGGAAGGCGAUAGAGUUAGGCCUCUUCCCAGACUAUCGACAAGAUUGA
Messenger RNA from Arabidopsis lyrata subsp. lyrata, 993 nucleotides. Its product is annotated as UPF0725 protein At1g02770. Bases 1 to 993 code for a protein of 330 amino acids. The transcript has a single exon. NCBI's taxonomy places the organism in Eukaryota, Viridiplantae, Streptophyta, Magnoliopsida, Brassicales, Brassicaceae. The record is from RefSeq and is a predicted model, not a curated record.